Archocentrus centrarchus (flier cichlid) is the source of this 360-nucleotide messenger RNA. RefSeq names its product gonadotropin-releasing hormone 3 (gene gnrh3). The transcript has 4 exons. NCBI's taxonomy places the organism in Eukaryota, Metazoa, Chordata, Actinopteri, Cichliformes, Cichlidae. Gene Ontology annotation, biological process: reproductive process; multicellular organism development. Bases 16 to 288 code for a protein of 90 amino acids. Gene Ontology annotation, molecular function: gonadotropin hormone-releasing hormone activity; gonadotropin-releasing hormone receptor binding. The record is from RefSeq and is a predicted model, not a curated record. Gene Ontology annotation, cellular component: extracellular region.
CAAUACAGAGUUCCAAUGGAAGCGAGGAACAGAGUUGCAGUGCUGGUGUUGUUGCUGGCGCUGGUGGUUCAGGUUACCCUGUCCCAGCACUGGUCCUAUGGAUGGUUACCCGGUGGAAAGCGAAGUGUAGGAGAGCUCGAGGCAACCAUUAGGAUGAUGGGCACAGGAGGGGUGGUGUCUGUUCCCGAAGAGGCAAGUGCCCAAACCCAAGAGAGACUUAGACCAUACAAUAUAAUUAAUGAUGAUUCCAGUCACUUUGACGGGAAAAAGAGGUUCCCUAAUAAUUGAAGAGCUACGUUGUUAUCAACACAAGGGACAGAUCGCCCGACAACAGCAUGGUGACUUCUGCAAAUUAUUUGU